AUGGCUGUCAUCCGAAAGGGUCAUAUUCAGAACAUUUUUGCUGAGCUCGUGUGCGCUUUGGGGCAGAUCAGAGUCAUGACACCACGUUUCAGACCUGCACAGCAGGGUGGUGACUGGUGCUGCCGACCAACACAGGCAACAUCAGAAAAGGACCAGACUGUGUGGAACUUCUCACUUAAAGUCUUCCAGGAAAAACCUUACUGUCAGAAAGCGUAUCUUGGUAUUUUACCGAACCCUCCAUGCUUCAGUUUAAACUCCCAUAUUCUGUCCUCAAAGAAGGUGAAGGCUUCUGUGCCCUCAGCCCUGCAGACUCACCACUUUGAAGCUGCAGAGGUGUUUUUCCGGCAGAAUCAGGAAUUGAAGGCUAUGGGAUUCAAACAGUGUAUCCAAGUUCACACAGAAAGAGACGGAUUCAUGAGUCAAGUUCCCUGUGUUGGGCAAACUGGCUGGUUGUACCUCUGAACCUUGCCAGACCCCGUGUUUGAGGGCGACAUCCUGACUCUGCAGUGCCAAGGAUGGAAGAACACAGCCCUGUCCCAGGUCCAGUUCUACAAAGACAGGAAAUUACUCCACGACCCGAAGGCCAAAUGGUUUCUGCCCAUGGGGACAGCAACACUGGAAAGCAGUGGCCAGUAGAGCCGCACUGGGAAGGUGACCUUCAUCCCACAUCUGGGCGCAUAAAGGUCAGAGAUGACCACGGUUCAAGUCCAAGAGCUGUUCCCGCCUCCAGUGUUGAGCGCUGUCCCUUCUCCCGAGCUCCAUGAGGGGAGCCCGCUGACCCUGAGAUGCCAGACGGAGCUACACCCCCAGAGGUCGGCCUCGAGGCUCCUCUUCUCCUUCCACAAAGAUGGCCGCACCUUGCAGAACUGGGGCCCCCACUCAGAGCUCUGCCUCCGAAGCCGGGUGGGAGCCUCUGGGCUUUACUGGCGCCAGACCAACCCUGAGGGUAGCAGGGUCCAGAAACAGAGCCCCCAGCUGAAGGUGAGGGUGCAAGGUCCUGUGUCCCAGCCUCUGCUCACCCUGAGACCCAGGUCCACUGGCCUUGCUGUGGGGGAUGUGGUGGAGCUCCUCUGUGAGACCCAGAAUGGCUCCCCUCCAAUCCUGUACUCAUUCUCUGACGAGAAGAUCCUGGGGAACCACUGUGCUCCCCAUGGAAGAGCCGCCUCCUUCCCCUUCACUGUGACGUCAGAACAGGAUGCUGGUAGCUACUCCUGCCAGGCCGAGAACAAUGUCUCCAAAGAGACAAGUGAGCCCAAGACACUGUCCCUGGCUGGUCCUCGGGGCUUGCCUACCCUCACCAGCAGCCCCUGGCUGGUUCCUUGUCUAUCUGUGAGCCUGCUUCGUGUGCUGGUCAUCGCCACUGCAUUGAGGGCUUACUUCAGACCCUGGGGAAAAACUGGGCCCCUCCCAACCCAGAAUCCACCCCCAGCCCCAGGUGGAGAGCAGCACCCACUGUAUGGCAAUGUCACUUGGCCGAAUGACAAUGAGGAAGAUGAUAUUUACUCUUCAGUGAAUAUAGUCCCAAAGGAGAGUGAAG
Leptonychotes weddellii (Weddell seal) is the source of this 1537-nucleotide messenger RNA. NCBI's taxonomy places the organism in Eukaryota, Metazoa, Chordata, Mammalia, Carnivora, Phocidae. The record is from RefSeq and is a predicted model, not a curated record.